AUGGCAUGCCAGUCAGAGCCAGCACACGCUGAGAGCACAGAAGUGAAGACUGCAAGUGAAGACUAUGGUACAGACCUCCUUGAGAACAAGCUCAGUGUGGAGGAUUUUGUGAAGAUACAGCAGGUCUUUGAGUCCCAAGAUCCAAGCCAAACCAUUUGUGUGCCCAGAGAAGUAUUUGUACAGAAGAUGACAGAGACUGUGGGUUGGGGCACAAAAGAAGAAUAUGGAGAACUCUUUGACAAAGUGGAUGUGUCCCAGGAUGGCUUCAUUGACUGGGACAAGCUGACUUCAUUUAUACUGUUAUCACUUUCUGAGAGAGAUGAACGAGCAAAGGCAACAGUCAUUCCCCAAUGGAAGGACCUUGAAUUCCUCCCAGGAAAACACAAGGACACCAUUCAGAAAAUAGUUUUCUUAAAAAGUUCAAGUCGUUACUUAACUAUUAGCAAAGAAGGCUUACUAGGAAUCUGGGGGGAGAACUUGAAGUUGCAAGAAACACUUCCUAUCACAUCAGAUGCUAUCAAACUCAAACACCUGUGGGUGACAGGUUUGGUUUCUCUGGAAAAUGUUAACAAGAUAGCAGUAGCUUUUACAAGCAAAGAGAUUUGUUUCUAUGAUCUACUAUCCAAAGAAGAGUUUCCUUGUCAAUACAAACUCCAAGGCCUUCGAGGAGCUCCCAUGUGCAUGGAUUAUUGGUACGAUCCUAUUGAUCCAAAAGACUCCAUCCUUUCAUUUGGGGAUAUAACCGGAAGGGUUCAAGCAAUUGCUUUCACAGCAGCAGUAAUUUCCCUCUUUGAACGGCCUGCUAAUGCAUGUGAUGAUGAAGAAGCCACCAUGACCAUCGACUGGGCAGAGCUGGUCUCUGGAUGUCACAAGUGUUGUCACGUGUUACAGCACACAACUCAUCAUGGAGACUGGGUCAGGCAAGUUACUUACAAUGCUUCUUUAGAUGCUUUCAUUUCCAGUACAAUGAGCAGUACAAAUACUGUGGUGCUGGCAUGGAGAGAAAAGUCAAAAAAACUCCUUAAAAUGACAUCUUUCAACAUUGCCCAGGGCAUUCAUGCUUUUGAUUACCACUCUCGGCUCAAUUUAAUUGCAACUGCUGGCAUCAACAAUAAAGUUUACCUUUGGAAUCCCUAUGUCCUGUCUAAACCGGUUGGUGUUCUAUGGGGCCAUUCAGCCAGUGUCAUAGCAGUUCAAUUCUUUGCUGAGAGAAAACAACUUUUCAGUUUUUCCAGGGAUAAAGUUUUGAGACUCUGGGAUAUUCAACACCAGCUGUCCAUUCAAAGGAUAGCUUGCUCUUUCCCCAAAAGUCAGGACUUCAGGUGCCUUUUCCACUUUGAUGAAACCCACGGACGACUUUUUAUCUCCUUCAAUAAUCAGCUUGCCUUGCUGGCCAUGAAAAAUGAAGCCAGCAAGAGGGUGAAGAGCCAUUUGAAGGCAGUCAGUUGUGUCCUUUACAAUUCGCUCCUGAAACAGGUAAUCAGCUCUGAUGUAGGGUCUACUGUGUCCUUUUGGAUGAUAGAAACUGGGCAGAAAAUCAAACAGUUUGCUGGUUGUCAUGGCAAUGCAGAGAUCAGCACCAUGGCCCUGGAUGCAAAUAAGACACGGCUUUUGACUGGCAGCACCGAUGGGACUGUAAAGGUAUGGGACUUUAACGGAUAUUGUCACCAUACUCUUAAUGUUGGGCAAGAUGGAGUUGUGGAAAUUUCACAGAUCCUGGUUCUUAAGAAGACCAUCCUGGUUGUGGGCUGGGAGAGAGCGGUUACUGUAUUUCGCCCUCACAACUUUAAUCAGUUUUUCAUCCGGUCUGAAGAGUGGAAAGGGGGAGUCCAUCACCAAGACGACAUCUUGUGUGCUGCAUUUUUACCCCCGCAAACUCUUGCUACAGGGAGCUAUGAUGGAGAGAUUGUUCUGUGGAAUAACAAUACAGAAAAUGCACACCAUGUUCUUCACCCUGGUUACCAGAGACAGCUAGCAUCCAUGCGAGACCUAGAAGCCAAAAAGCUUAAUGCUGGCAGAAGCCGUGCAACUCACUGUGUGGCAGACCAGGCCAACCAGGCUGCCCUAAAUGUCAAGAUUGACACAGAAGGUAAUAAUGCUAUUAUGAGACUUUGCUUCCUUGAAGCAAGGAAAACCAAUGCAGCCACAGGAGGUGCUAAUCUGGUGUCAUGUGGAGCAUCUGGUUAUGUCAGGUUCUGGGAUACAUUUAAGAAAGUACUUCUGGCUGAAUUUUUGGCUCAUGCAGGAGUUGGAUCCAUUAUUAUGUCUACUGAUAAACUGAAUCAAUACCUUGCCACCGGAGAUCCUGAUGGAUGCUUGAAAAUCUGGAACAUAGAGGAGUAUUGUACUAAUUCCACUGAGAGCAAAGUCACCCAGACUCCAACUUUGCUCAGAUCACUUCAGCCUCACGAGGACCGGAUAAGCUCCUUGGAGAUGUGUGAGUCUGGUGGUCAUUUGCUUAUUAUUUCCUCCUCUGCAGACUGCAGUGUCUGUGUGACUGGACUUUCCAAUGCUCCUGCCUUGAUCUUUGGUCAGGCAAGCCAUUGGAAUAUUGAAAACUACUUUUCUCUUCCGAAGAGAGAUACUAAUUUAGUAGAAAGUAAGAUUCCAGAGGAAAACACGGAAAUAAAGCCUUUAUUCUCUGAAGAGGAGUCAAGCUUAGACUCAGCAGAAGAGAGUCUACUGACGGGGGAAAGCAGAGACAAUUCAACACACGCUACAAGAUCAUCAGAAGAAAUGAAUUUCAGUCUAAAAUGUAAGAGGAGAAAUAUCUUUAAGAACAAAACACAUAAACCUUACUAUGGUGAAAUUAUACAAAAAUCAACCAGCACAUUUGGGUCCUUAAGCCUUAGAAACCUGGAAGAGCUGCCGGAAGUGAAGAAGCCUGCAUUUCUUCUAGACCCCGACAAAUACUUUAAGGAAGAGCCCGAAGAGGAUGAAUCCCAAAUUCCAGAGCUUCCUUUGCUCUCUGAGACUUUGAAAGCUGUAUUUGAUGAGAAAAGCCUAUUCCCCAAAGAACUUCUCUAUCGUGAAAGACAAGACAAGGCAUUGUGUCAAGAAACAAAUGGUGAAACAAAGAUAAAGCGAAACAAGAAGCGAUUAUGA
Molecule: messenger RNA, 3105 nt
Organism: Rattus rattus (black rat)
Lineage: Eukaryota; Metazoa; Chordata; Mammalia; Rodentia; Muridae
Gene: Wdr49
Product: WD repeat domain 49
Exons: 18
Coding region: 1-3105 (1034 amino acids)
Molecular function (GO): protein binding; calcium ion binding
Source: RefSeq, a predicted model, not a curated record